Aspergillus pseudonomiae is the source of this 452-nucleotide messenger RNA. RefSeq lists its product as uncharacterized. The transcript is spliced from 2 exons. Bases 98 to 421 code for a protein of 107 amino acids. NCBI's taxonomy places the organism in Eukaryota, Fungi, Ascomycota, Eurotiomycetes, Eurotiales, Aspergillaceae. The record is from RefSeq and is a predicted model, not a curated record.
GCAGAAGCUGGUGCCAAUUUAGCUACUGGUGAUGUUGACCCUUACGUCCACCUAAUAGCUUACAUGUCUUAACUCUGACAUAGCCCAAUCGGCUACCAUGAGCUCUGCGGACGAGCGUCUCGAUGCCCAGCGACACGGCUUGAUCACACACCUUUUACGCAUUACCGAAGAACCUCGAGUUAUUUCAGCCGCAUGGACUUGCCUGUCGUUCGCAGACCUCUCGAACACACACGAGUCAAUCAAACAGCGUGGACAGAGUCGGGUUGGCUGCAGCGUUGUCAGAGCCUGUCUCAACAGGGAGGCCCUUGCGAAAAUGAUUAAAGCCUGGGCGGUUUGGUCUAUAGCCCAACGGGAUAAUGCACGGUUUGACGAAGACUCAGAGCAGUCUUGCCGGCUCAAGGAGGCCUUCGAAAAUCCCUAGACGGGUCGACAAGCAAGAAGCUGAACGUCCC